CUGUUGACCAAGUUAUUGAAGGUCGUCGUUUCGGGCGGGGCAGCAUGGCUACUCCGUCCGGGCCGCGCCCGUCCGUGGGCCCCGCGGCGAUGCCGAUGGUGCCGCGGCCGUCCGUGGGUCCCACGACAACACCCAUAAAAACACCACGACCGUCCGUGGGCUUCUCGCCGCAGCCGCCGACGAGCGGCCGGUCGUCCGGCCGCGCGGGCACGUUCCGCCGGACCCUGGCCCGGUCGCCGGCGGCGAGCCGGAGUUCGCUGGCGUCGUCGCCGGGCGGCGCGCCCGGCGGCGACGCCGAGGCCGACGGCGAACCGGCGGCCGCCGCGAGCUACGCCGUCGAGGGCUCGCUCGACGAACGGCUCGGCGAAAAGCUCGCGAAGCUCGAGGGCUUCACGACGAUGCGCGCCGUCGCGCGCAUGACGAGCGUCAUGCUGUCGCGGGCGCGCGACGCGCGCCUGCGCCUGCGGCAGCGCUUGCUCGACGUGUCGUCGCGGAAGAAAAGGGACACGGCGCUCUUCGCGCUCCAGGAGCUGUUGAAGAGCUCCGCGGAGGACCGCAACGUCAACGCCAUCGCGUCGCAGCUCGCGCACCUCGCGCCGUCGCUCCUCGAGGGCCUACCGAAGUCGUCGCAGAAGCGCAUCGCCGCCCACGUGCGCUGCCGCACGCUCUACCGCGGCGACCUGAUCUUCGAGGAGGGCGACCCGCCGACGGGCUACUUCUUCAUCGCGGCCGGGUCCGUGUCCAUCUACAAGCGCCAGUCGGCCUACGUCGACGACGACGUGCUCGAGGAGCAGGACGAGGGGCCCGAGCAGGUCUGGUACGGCUCCGAGCCCGCGCGGACGUCCGCGCUCGGCGAAUUGAUCGUCACCUUAGACGCGGGGCAGGGCUUCGGAAACUUCGCCUUCUCCCGGAGCGGCAAGGAGCUGCGACGGACGGCGUCCGUCGUCUCCGACGGCGACGGCGGCUUCGACGAGGCGCCGGGCGCGCUCCGGGGCGACGCCGCGGCGUCGCGCGACGACGCGAAGAAGAUUCCCCCCGCGCACUUCCUCAUCAUCCCCAACAAGAUCUACGUCAUGGACAUCUCGAAGAACGCCGACGGCGCGCUCCAGCGGAAGAUCACGCUCCUCGAGAGCUGCUUCCUCUUCGACUCCUGGACCAUCGAGGCGACGUACGCGUUGGCGCGCGAGAUGGUCAUCCACGCCUACGGCGAGGAGGAGCUGAUUUUUCGCGAGGGCGACGCCGUGUCGACCAUGCUCGUCGUCUGCACGGGCGAGCUCCGGGUCCACGUCGCCUACGAGCUCGACGAGCUGACGACGCUGCCCCUCGACAUGGCCGUCCUACCGCCGGGCGAGAUCUUCGGCCUCGUCGAGGCGCAGCGGCGGCUGCCCGUGUACCGCGCGUCCGUCACGGCGACGAGGGCCUCCGAGGUCGCCAUGCUGCCGUUGGAGACCUUCCGCCGCGCCGUCGCGAACAACGCGCGCACGUCGGCCAUCGUCCAGCAGCUCGCGGUGAACCGGGAGACGUGGGAGACGAUGCGCAUGCGCUGCGCGUCCAAGUACCGCGAGGCGCCCCCGCUGGUGCUCACCAUCGCCGUGACGGCGUCGGCGCGCUACCUCGCGGAGCCGCCGAGCCUCUUGGGCAAGGCCGAGGCGCGGCGCUACGACAUGCCCUUCGGGCGCAUCAUGGAGCUCCGCCGCGUGUCGCGGAGCUCGAUCCGCGAGGCCGCGGGCCACUGGAAGCAGCGCAGGGUCGACCUCGCGCGGCGCGCGCUCGAGCGGGCGGACGUCACGACCAACGGGGCCAUCGACAUGGCGACGAAGCUGCGCAACGACUUUGGGCAGUCCGCGCGGCUCGCGGACGUCGUCAACGAGCUCAACGAGCGCCGCGACCGCGUCCGCGAGCGGCUCUACGCGCUGGACCGCCUCGACAGGCGCCUCGGCGGCGGCGCGGACAGCCGGCCGUCGACGGACGCGCCCAGCGACGACGACGCGGCGGCGCAAACGGCGCCGCGGCUCGCGUCCCUGGCCGCUUUACGGCUCACGGCGCGGCGGUUCUCGACGUCCAAGCCGGAGCGCGGCGCGAAGGCGUCGCUGCUCGCGGGUUUGUUUCCCCGGGGCGCCGACGCGCAGGCGCCCCACCUCGAGGUCGUGCCGUCGCCGGACCGGUUCCGCGUCGCCGCGGCGCUGGGGGCGGCGCUCUCGCCGGGCCUGCCGCAGCACCCGGACGCGAAGCUGUCGCUCGUCGCGCCCCCGACGUCCUGCGGCCCGCUCCACGCCGCGGCGCGGCACCUCGAGCUCUGCCUCCGCGAGGCCGACGCCGACGGCGGCGAGUGGCGCCACCAGACCGCGCGCCUCGCGGAGGCGUCCGCGGGCUCGCGGCGCCGCGAGCUCCCGAAGCCGCGGCGCCGCGACGCCGGCAGAUCGCCCAAGGAGCCCUGGGACCCGACGAAGGGCGCCCUCGAGGUCCACCGCGACGACGAGUCGACGUCAGCGGCGCUGGGCCGCGCGGCCGUCGACGUCGACGCGAUGCCGACGGUCCUCGUCUGCGCCGCGUCCGCGCGGCUGCGCCAUUUUCUCGCCCAGACCUUCGAGAAGCUGGGCUGCGUCGUCGACGCCGAGGCGCGCGGGUCGCGGGCGAGAGAGCGCAUGCGCCUGUCGACGGCGCGGCCCUACGCGCUCGCGGUCUUCGCCUCGCGGCUCAACGCGGGUCUGGGCGGCAUGCGCUGCGCGGAGGCGCACCGCCAGUGGGAGAUGGACCACGGCAUCGCGCCGGGCCACCGCGCCCACCAGAACCUGGCGCUCCUGCCCGACAAAGAGCCGAGCGACGAGCUCCGGGCGCGCGCGCGGCGCGCGAGGGUGGCGCUGCUCCACGCGGCCGCGUCCGUGCGCGACCUCGCGGACCUCCUCGUGCGCAACUCCAUCUCCGACGUCCGCGCGCGGCAGAUGGACUUCGCCCUCGCCAUGUCCCGCAAGAUGCGCCCGGAGCUCCGCCCGGCGGAGGCGCCCGCGCGGUCGCGCGCGCAGGCCGCGUAACCCGCUUGCAACACC
Molecule: messenger RNA, 3047 nt
Organism: Aureococcus anophagefferens
Lineage: Eukaryota; Pelagophyceae; Pelagomonadales; Pelagomonadaceae
Product: expressed protein
Exons: 1
Coding region: 45-3032 (995 amino acids)
Source: RefSeq, a predicted model, not a curated record